Molecule: messenger RNA, 1909 nt
Organism: Fragaria vesca subsp. vesca
Lineage: Eukaryota; Viridiplantae; Streptophyta; Magnoliopsida; Rosales; Rosaceae
Exons: 6
Coding region: 1-1362 (453 amino acids)
Molecular function (GO): RNA binding
Source: RefSeq, a predicted model, not a curated record
AUGGCUGGCAUGUAUGGUCAGGACGGCGGCGCCGCCCCGCCCUAUGGAUCUAGCGGUGGCGGUGGCUACGGUGGCUCUGGAGGAUACGGAGGCGGUUCCGGAGGUUAUGGAGGAGGCGGUGGAUAUGGAAGUAAAGGUGGUGAUGGCGGUGGUUACGGUGGUGGAGGCCGUGGUGGUCGAGGUGGAGGAGGAUAUGGUGGCGGUGGCGGUGGAGGAUAUCAGGGCGAUCGUGGUGGUGGCCGCGGAGGAGGUGGCGGCGGCGGCAGAGGUGGCCGCGGUGGCAGUGGAAGGGAUGGUGAUUGGCCUUGCCCUAAUCCAGGCUGUGGGAAUAUGAACUUUGCAAGAAGAACCGAGUGUAACAAGUGUGGUACUCCCUCUCCUGCGGGGGGUGGUGGCGGUGGUGGAGACCGUGGUGGAGGUGGUUAUAGAGGUGGAAGUGGUGGGGGCUAUGGUGAUAGCCGUGGUGGCAGAGGUGGUAAUUAUGAUGGGGGUCGAAGUGGCAACUAUGAAGGAGGUAAAGGUGGCAGUUAUGAUGGGGGCAGAGGGGGUGGUUUUGAUAGUAGAGGUGGAGGUGGUAGUAGAGGCGGUUCUUAUGGUGGUAGCCAAGGAAGAGAAGAUGGCGGGUAUGGUCAGGCUCCUGCUGCUCCUCCAUCUUAUGGUGCAGGUGGCAGUUACCAACCGUCAUACAAUGCCAGUUAUGGAACAGAUGCAGUGCCACCUCCUACAAGUUAUACUGGUGGGCCUGCUUCAUAUCCUCCAUCCUAUGGGGGUCCUGCAGGUGGUUAUGGUGGUGAUGGUUCGGGUGAUGCAAGGAGUGGUGGCCGAGGUGGCCCUCCUGCUAAAUAUGAUGGCGGAUAUGGUAGUGGUGGUGGUCGAGGUGGUUAUGGAAGUGCUCCUGCUGAGGCCCCGGCUAAGGUGAAGCAAUGUGACGAGAACUGUGAUGAUACUUGUGACAAUGCUAGAAUCUACAUAUCAAAUCUGCCACCAGAUGUCACAGUUGAGGAACUGCAAGCUCUUUUUGGAGGCAUUGGACAAGUUGGAAGAAUUAAGCAGAAACGUGGGUACAAGGAUCAGUGGCCAUAUAACAUCAAGAUUUACACAGAUGAUUCGGGAAAGAACAAAGGUGAUGCUUGUUUAGCAUAUGAAGAUCCAAAUGCUGCACACUCAGCCGGCAGCUUUUACAAUGGUCAUGACGUUAGAGGCUAUAAAAUUAGUGUUGCAAUGGCAGAGAGGUCGGCACCUAGGACUUACGACAAUGGUGGUGGUAGAGGUGGUUAUGGGGGUGGUGACAGGCGCAGGGAUAACCGAGAUGGUGGCCCUGACAGACAUCAGCAUGGUGGAAACCGUUCGCGUCCAUAUUGAGAGAAUUUCCAGAUCAAGCACAUUUUAUGUAAUGAGAAUUGUUGUCUUGAGGAUUUUUGUAUUCGUUUUGGAGGGAUCUUAAACUGGAGACUAAGAGGUAGGUUGUUCAAUAACCCUGGGCAAUACCUCUGUCCUCUAAUUCAACUACCCAUACCUGGAAGGGUUUAAAUUAUAGGUGCUUUGGAUUGAUUACGUUGUGUGAAUGUUUUUUUUAGAGACAAGUGGAUAAUCUCCAAAUUGCUUGCUGCUAAGGUAGGUGUAUUUUUCAGGUGAGUGCUGCUCUUUCGCAAUUCUUAUUUAACACUUGCUUGGAGACUAUCCAGCCUCUGCACUGGAUGUUUGAUUGCAUCUGAUCAUUUCAUAUAUAUUGUGAAAUGCAUGAUCAUGAUUAUGUCUAUGCAUGCAUGUUCUGGCCUGGAUUUUUGGUCCUAAACUUGUAAUGCAUCAUCAUUAUUAGUCAUGUUGUACUUCAAUAAAAAGUUAUGUUGUACUUCAAUAAAAAGACCACGCUAUGUUUAAGAUUAUGUAUUUCCUGUGUUUGAUUUAU